Achroia grisella is the source of this 1902-nucleotide messenger RNA. RefSeq lists its product as uncharacterized. The record is from RefSeq and is a predicted model, not a curated record. The transcript is spliced from 2 exons. NCBI's taxonomy places the organism in Eukaryota, Metazoa, Arthropoda, Insecta, Lepidoptera, Pyralidae.
AUGUUUAUAAACACCGACGAAUUGUUACCUGCAGAACAAAUUGAAUUGACCAAACUAGCAAGAGGUGCCGCUAAUAUAGCAUAUCACAACUUCGAAUGGCGAUAUAUAACGUUAGUUUUUUUUAAUUCUGCUAUCAUUCAUGGAGUUCAGAAAUUUAUAUCAACAUAUGAAAAAAGUCAAAUUAUUGUACAUGGCUUCGCACACCCACAACACGUACACCAAACACAUCAAUUCGUUUUAUUUGGAGAUACUAUCACAGAAAUUAUAAACUUACUUGAUUCAAUGAGUGUACACGAAUUAGAUAAUACAGGCAAAUAUAUAAUUAUAUGUGAAUCAAAAAUAAAUGCACAUUGUGAUGAAGAAGAAGCUGCAGACGUCUUUUGGAGUCACAAAAUAAUAAAUGUUGUAUUUAUAAAACACCACGCGAACAGUAAAGAAUUAAAUGGUUACGUCUACCAAUUUGACAAAAACUGCCACAGUAUAAGACCAUACAAGUUGAAUAGUUUGAAUAAUUGCCUAAAUAUUAAUCAAACAGAAUGCAAAGGAAUGUUUCCUAUAAAGUUGGCAAAUUUGUAUAAAUGUCCGAUUACAGUUUCAACGUUCGCACGAACACCUUACAUGAAAAUUGAACAUGGCAAGCCCAGGGGCGCAGAUGGCGAUUUGUUACGUUUAAUUGCCGACGGCUUAAAUGCAACUCUUAUUAUGAUGACCCCACGUCGUGGUGACGGAUGGGGAAGACUUGGAAAAGACGGCUACUGGUUCGGAUCAUUAGCAGACGUUUAUGAUGAUGUAGCAAAUUUUUCCAUGACUUCUGGAGCGCUAACUCUCUCCAGAUUUUCCUAUUUUCAAAUGUCAAUAGAUUACUACGCAACGAAAAUAGUUUGGAUUACGCAUCAUGCAAGUAUGAAACACUCAUCAUUAAAGUUGCUGUAUCCAUAUAAAGCAUCAACUCAAGUGGUGGUGAUUAUUAGUUUUGUGUUUGUUGUUAUUUGUACUGUUUUUAUAAGAAAUCAAUUUUGGAGCAAGUUCAACCAAAGCAUUAAGUUAUAUGAGCCUAUAUUCUACUUUUGGAUGAUUUUUAUGGGUUUGCCGGCUACAUAUCUACCGAGAAAGCUAAGAGCAUUAAUUAUAGUAAUGCUGUGGAUGUGGUACUGUUUUUUGUUACGAACUACUUACCAAGUAUUCCUUAUAACAUCCUUACAGAACAACUAUUAUUAUGCAGAAAUAGAAACUAUAGAAGAGGCAUACAAAGCACAAUAUCGCUUUGGAGGUGGCGCGGCUUUAAAGGACUACUAUAUAGAUUACCCUUUAAUAUAUGAAGGGUGGCAAGAGUUAAAGACCGCUGAUAUCAUACCGACUUUACUUAAAUUAAAUGAUGGACUGCAAUUCGUGUUAGCAAUGAAUUUGGAAACCGCAACCGCAAUAAUCAGGAAAUAUAAUAUUAGAGCUCAUAUCUUGUCACAAAGAAUAGUUAGCAGUCCCACCGUAAUAUUUUUCAAGAAAUAUUCGCCCCUAGCUAAGUCUGUUAACCACGUAUUGAGACAAUUAGUAGAGGCUGGUUUUCCAGAUAAAACAUACAAGGAUAAUGUAAAUAUAAAAAUAUCACGUAAAGAUAAUGUGGGUCAUCAACCUAUCAAUACGCAAAAUUAUACUGGUUGUUACGUAAUACUGUUCUUUGGUUGGAUAAUAUCAUUUUUAUUAUUUUUAUUAGAGCUUUGCGUGAAUAAAUUGAAUAAUACGUAAAAUUUAUGUGUCAAUACAAAGUUUCCUCACACUGUAUCUUGUCUACAAUAUACAGUGUCCGGAAUCAACUUCGUAAUCAACGACAUUAUACUGAAACUGCUGCACCCACGCCACGUACCUAGUUUAGGGCACAACUUUAGUAGUGAACCAUCACGUUAA